AUGGACGUGGACCUCGAGGUAAUUCCCGAGGAGGAACCAGAAGACGAUGACCGUGAGGAUGAACCUGAGGAAGCACCGGAAGAAGAGCCUGAGGAUGAGCCUGAAGAUGAACCGGAGCUCGAACCCGCGGGCGCGCCAAAGUAUGAACCAGAGAACGUUCCUUGGUACGAUCCUGAGUAUGUACCAGAGGAUGAGUCAGAUGAGGAGCCAGUUGAGGAAGAGCGGGUUGAGGGGCAGGUGAAUGCGUAUAGGCGAAUGCACCAACUAGUGGAGCAGUUUCUGAAAUUAAAGCCUCCUAAGUUUAAUGGUAGAGGCAAUCUUAAUGGUGCAUCGCUGUGGGUGGAAGAAUUAGAAAAGGCUUUUGAAGUAUUGGGGUGUACAGACGAGGAGAAAGUGACAUUAGCGAGGCAGAGGACAGUAGAUCAGUACGAGGCCGAAUUUGCUCGGUUGUCUAAGUUUGCCUCGAAGAUGGUUGAGGACUCGUUAGAUAGGGCUCGAAGGUUCCGAGAUGGCUUGAAACCAGACCUUCGCAGCCAAAUGAUUUCAUUGAAUUUAAGAGGGUAUAAUGAGAUUUAUGACAGGGCCCAAGCGAUUGAGCGAGACUUGGCGGAUAGGGCCGCCGCUUCUGGGUCGAGGUUUGCCCAGGGUAGAGACAACCGUCAGUUAGGGAAGAGGCCAAUGACGGCCAUACCCCUUUCCGACGGCGAGAUGACAAGCUUAGAGACUAGCCUGGCACAGUCCGAACUUCAGCCUGCGCCUGCAGCACCUGUGCCUUCGGGGGCUGAGCAUGAUCCGGAGCUGGAAGAGUCCCAAGCGGGGUACGAUCCGAUGGACGUGGACCUCGAGGUAAUUCCCGAGGAGGAACCAGAAGACGAUGACCCUGAGGACGAACCUAAGGAAGCAUCGAAAGAAGAGCCUGAGGAUGAGCCUGAAGAAGAAUCGGAGCUCGAACCCGCGGGCGAGCCAGAGUAUGAACCAGAGAAUGUUCCUUGGUACGAUCCUGAGUAUGUACCAGAGGAUGAGUCAGAUGAGGAGCCAGUUGAGGAAGAGCGGGUCGAGGUUCUAGCAGAGUUGGGCGAUAUAAACAACCCGAUCGAGAUCAAGGUCGAGCCGGAGUCCUCAGAGGACCAGACGGUUCAGGGGGAGUCAGACUCGAGUGCCGAAGAAUCAGACUCUGAGUGGACGCCAAGCAAAGGGCGUAGAGGCUAG
This is a messenger RNA of Syzygium oleosum, 1209 nucleotides long. RefSeq lists its product as uncharacterized. The transcript is spliced from 4 exons. Lineage: Eukaryota; Viridiplantae; Streptophyta; Magnoliopsida; Myrtales; Myrtaceae. The record is from RefSeq and is a predicted model, not a curated record. Bases 1 to 1209 code for a protein of 402 amino acids.